Brenthis ino (lesser marbled fritillary) is the source of this 1347-nucleotide messenger RNA. The record is from the annotation of a GenBank genome assembly. Lineage: Eukaryota; Metazoa; Arthropoda; Insecta; Lepidoptera; Nymphalidae.
AUGGUUAAUGUUAAGCCCGUUUACAGUGCUGGUGCGGUCAACGCUCAAAAUGAAGAUGAAUUACAUAUACCUGUGGAGACAGAUAAUCAGUUUCCCCCUGAUAACACUGAAACAGAUGGACUUAUUGAAGGUAGUGGGAGUGGUGUUAUUGACGAACCCGUAAUAGACAGCACUACUGAUUCUAAUAUCUUAGCAAACGCAGAGCUAAUUAAGGUGCCGAUUGAAGAGGAACUCAUUAUAAACACAGAAUCUAAUUCUACUAAAUUGCCAUGCCCCGAGCCAUGUGUGUGCCACACAGAAGGUGAUACGGAAGAUUUCGUCGUGGAUUGUUCAGGAUACAAUCUAAAGGAAUUUCCUUCUCCAUUAGAUCCAAGGACAACUACUUUAAAACUACAUAACAACAAAUUAACAGAAAUACCAAAAGAAGUGUCAAAUCUAAAAAAAUUAAAAGUAUUAAAUGCUAAUAACAAUUUAAUAAUGGAACUAGCAUCUGGUUCUGUCAGCGAGUUACCAGAAUUAGUGAUACUAAAAUUGGGUAAUAAUAGACUAAUUGAGUACCCAAAAGAUCUGAAGAAUAGUUUAUAUUUAACUAAAUUAGAAGAACUGGACUUGAGCGGCAAUGAUAUGAGAACGGGGCUCACUAAAGACAAGUUUACUAAUUUCAACUCAUUACAUAAAUUGAUAUUGCCUAAAACCACUUCCGACUUUAUGUUAGAUUUAUGUGGAUCUUUAAAAGGAACGUUAGAAACAGUUUGCGAAGAAUCAUGUGACGCUACAUCUUUAGAUUGUCCAGACGCUCCUGAAAAUAUAGAUGAAAAUUUAUUUGACGGCGCAUUACCAGGUAUGAUUUCAUUAAAUGGCGUUAUUGUCGAUAAUAAGCAUCCAGCUGAAAAGUCAGAUAUAUCCGGAAUCGAAGGGACAACAAUUGUUACAACAACAAUUUUACCAGUAACCAAAAAAUCGCCUGUAACCGAACAAAAUAAACCUGUUAAUGAAUAUUCUCUUCGCAAUGAGGUAGAUAAAAUUCCAAAUGAAAUAAAAUCUUCAAUCAAUGUUAUUGCCGAUUCACCAAAAGAAGCGAUAGAUGACGCAGAUGUUAAAGUUGGCGCUAAAACAUCAGAUUCAAAAGCAGGAGGCGGUGGCGUAGAUAAAAGUGUUAUUGGAAUUGUAGUAGCCGGAAUGGUGGUAGUUGUUGCUGGUAUAACAAUUAAGAAAAAUUGGAGUGCCAUUAAGAAAAAGUUUAGUUCGUCACCUAAUAGAGCUGUCAGUGAAAGAUCAGGAACAAAUGUCAAUGGUACUACACCUGAAGAAGUUCCUUUACAGGAUAAAGCAGACAAAUCACCUGUU